Messenger RNA from Schistocerca cancellata (South American locust), 2654 nucleotides. RefSeq names its product Down syndrome cell adhesion molecule-like protein Dscam2. Gene Ontology annotation, molecular function: protein binding. The transcript has 15 exons. NCBI's taxonomy places the organism in Eukaryota, Metazoa, Arthropoda, Insecta, Orthoptera, Acrididae. The record is from RefSeq and is a predicted model, not a curated record. The coding region runs from base 1 to 2577 and encodes 858 amino acids.
AUGAAGCUUAUUGUGCAGGAAACUCCAGAACCACCUGCUAAUGUUCAUGUAAAUAACUUCUCAAGCCGAUCAGUCUCUCUCAGUUGGGAGGAGCCAUAUAAUGGAAACAGCAUCAUUGGAGCUUACAUAGUACAGUAUAAGAACACAACAGUUCCUUGGCAUCAGAAUGUUGUCCAGGUUGUAGUUGGAGGAGAUCAGCUGAAUGUUACCAUCAAAGAUCUGAGACCUGCACAUGGUUAUCAGUUCCAAAUCAGAGCAGAAAAUUCUGUUGGUGUGUCCAAUGCAAGUGAAACAGUAACAGUCACUACAGUGGAAGAAAUACCAGAGGCACCACCAAGGGACAUCAAGGUUAAAGUGAAAGAUUCCAGAACACUUCUUGUGACCUGGAGGCCACCUGACAAAAACCUGCAGAAUGGAGACAUAUUGGGAUAUUACAUUGGGUAUAAGAUCAGUAACUCAUCAGAUCCGUUCCACUACAAAACUUUUGAAGUAAUUCCUGGAAUGGAACUACAAAAUACAUUGAAUGAAUUGGAGAAAUUUACAGAGUACAGCAUCUUAAUUCAAGCAUACAACAGAGCUGGUGCUGGCCCACGCAGUAAAGAAGUCACUGCUACAACAGAGGAAGAUGUGCCAGGAGCACCACCUACUGAUGUUAGGUGCACAGCAUUGUCUCCAGAGAGAAUUUUAGUACUGUGGUCAAGUCCUCCAGAAUCUGCUAUUAACGGAAUACUGAAGGGUUAUAAAGUACUCUACCGCUCACUGGCAGACUGGGAUGAUUUCUCACAUCCCAUGGAGCAAGUAACCAGAGACAAUAAAUUGGAGUUAACUAAUCUUGGUCAGUUUUGUAACUACAGUAUAGAAGUGUGUGCAUUUACCAACAAAGGUGAUGGUGUUAAAAGCCAGCCAAUAUUUUGUAGGACAUUGGAGGAUGUACCCAGUGAACCUGCAGACAUAAAGGCUCUUAUAAUGGAUUCAAGAACAGUUUUAGUCUCCUGGAGACCUCCACAAUACGCAAAUGGCAGAAUACAGAAGUACAAAGUAUAUGUGAGAUCACUGGAUGGAAUAGGUUUGGACAAGGACAACUUUGAAAUCCCUGCAGAACAGACAUUUUACACUAUCUCUCAUUUGGAGCUGCACCAUCGUUAUGAAUUCUGGGUGUCAGCAUUUACAGCAGUAGGAGAAGGUGCUGGAUCCAGACAUAUUGUGCAGGCUCCAGCAAGUCAUGUACCUGCACGAAUAGCAUCUUUCACACAACAGGUGAUAGCUGUACUUCAUGAAGACUUGCACCUCUCUUGCCACUCUGUUGGAGAACCUGCACCACUUCGCCUCUGGAGAAAGAAUGAAAAACCAGUACAAGACAGCAGUGUGAAAAUUAAUGACGAAUGGCAGCUUUACAUCAGUCCAGUUACAGCUUUACAUGCUGGGAAUUACACAUGCUCUGUGGAAAACAUAUUUGGGAAAGAUGAGAUUACAUAUUAUGUGACAGUUCAAGGAAACAGAAAUAAAGGAAUUCCUCCCACACCAAGUGAUCUACAAGUUACUUCCGCAAGCAUUUCAAGCAUUCUGCUUCAGUGGAACAUCUCUUUGGCAAUUAAUAACGUUAUUCAAGGAUUCUAUUUGCAUCUCAAAAGGGAAUUUGGAGAAUGGGAAAAAAUAGUAUUAACAGCAGAUGAUAUGAGUUAUUUAUUGAGUAAUCUUCAAUGUGGGACCAGAUACUAUUUGUAUUUGCAAACCUUCAACCAGCUGGGGCAAAGUUCACCUACACCCACAAUCGUGACACGCACUCAAGGCUCAGCUCCAGUGGCUCCAAGCAGUGCAGAUUUGAUAAAAGUAAACUCUACCUCAAUAUCUUUGAACUUGAGUUCUUGGAGUGAUGGUGGAUGUCCAAUAACAUCACUUGUUGUGGAGUAUAAACAAAAGAAAGCAAUAGCAUGGACACUUGUUUCAAAUAAUAUCAAAGUAGGUAAACCAGAAUUCUUGGUGCUGGACCUGGAUCCAGAAACCUGGUAUACAUUACGCAUUACAGCUCAUAAUAGUGCUGGUUCAACUGCAAAGGAAUACAACUUUGUAACACUUACACAUGGAGGAGCCACAAUUUCACCUGAUGCUGCAGAGCGUUCAAUAUCUGGGGGCAAAAUGUUCUAUAGUGAUCUUGGAAUUAUAGGACCAACAGCAUCAGCUGUUAUAGUUCUUCUAGCAGCUGCCACUGGCCUUUUAUUGUACCUCAGAAAAAAUCAAGAGAUGUUGUCGUCAAAACCAUUUGGAGAUAAGCCAUUGGAGAAGGACUUAAUGUCAGGAGCAGAUAAGAAGACUGUUGCACCCAUUUAUGACAGUGAUGAUGGUCUGGUGGCACUCAGUCCAACACCACAGGAGUCUGUGUACCUGCCUACACCAGUGAGAGUUUCACCUGCCCACAGGAAAGGCAUAAGCCCCUACGCAACAUUUCGAGUUCCUUUAGAAGUAUCAAUGAAAAAUGCUGAAAAUAUUGAGUCAUGUGUGUCAUCUGGACCUGUUCAGUACCAUGGGAACAUUAAGAUCUCAGAAAUGUUGGUAGAUCCCUUGCAACCUGGGGUCUGAGGGACUUGCACCUCUUUUCCAACUUUUCCUAAUUGCUCUUUUGGCCUUGACAAAGGAAGAUGGAAGUUACAAAAGCC